AUGCUAUUACUUUCGUCUCCUCUUUUCAUAGCCUAUCUAUCUAUCUAUCUAUCUAUCUAUCUAUCUAUCUAUCUAUCUAUCUAUCUAUCUCAUCCUAUUCAUAUUUUAUCAUAUCUCCUUCAUUCAGUUUUCCCACUUCUUUCUAAUUGCGCCGUCUUUGCUUACGUACGUUUAUGUGUCUCUUUUUUUUAUCUUUUUAUUUUCUUUUUUCCCACUUUUUUUUUUAUCUUUUUAUUUUCUUUUUUCCGCUCGUCUUUUCGCGUUUGUGUCAAGGAGUUACAAAGUUGUUUUAAAGUUCUUCCUAAUUUUCUUACUUUUUCUUUUAUUUUCUUUGUCUUUGAUUACAAAGACAUAAAAAAAUGUCGUCUUACACUCCCAGACUCACGGAUGCACAUUGCUCUCGGUAUGGAUAGACAUGCUGCACGAAAUUACUUCACCAGCCCAACUGUUCUCUCGUUCGCUCACGCACUGUUCCUUUCUCUUUUUUUUUAUUUCUCUGUAUUCCUUUCUCUGACAUUUUGUAUCUCUCUUUCUAUUCUUCGUUUUCUUUCGCUCUUUCAAUUUCUUUUAUACAUUCAUUCUCUCUCUUUUUCUACCUCGAUUUAUUACGCUUUUUCUUCCUGA
Molecule: messenger RNA, 624 nt
Organism: Acanthosepion pharaonis
Lineage: Eukaryota; Metazoa; Mollusca; Cephalopoda; Sepiida; Sepiidae
Source: the annotation of a GenBank genome assembly